AUUUAAUUGGGGUCACAUUUGUCUAAACUCAACGGUCAACUUUGCAUUUCAAAUUCAAAAACUCAUCCUUUUGCACAGCAUAUCCGUUGCUUCACUCUCAAAGAAGAAGUAGAAGAAGAAGCAAAUUAACCAUUGAAACCUUAAAACACGAUAAUGGGAAGACUUGGAGUGAAAACUGACUAUGAAGAACUCAGAAAAGCCCAAAUCUUGGAAAACCAGGCUCGAUUAGCUAGUCUUGGUCUUCAAAAAACCGUCGCAGAGCUUCGAACUAUCAUUUCUAAACCACAAUCAGAGAAGAGAAAACAUAACAAAGUUGAUUACUCUUCCACCCCUUUACGCCGUUCCAAUCGAUUGAAAGGAAAUUCUUCUGAAUUGGCAUUGCGUCGUUCAGAUCGCUUAUGCAGCUCUGCCCCACCAGCAAAAAGGAAAUUGAGGCUUUUCGAAGAAGGAGAUGUUGAAGAUGAUAUUGAGAAGAGACCUGCUAAUGCGCCUCUACUGAGAGUGAAAGAUGGCUUAAUGCUGCAUCUUACGCCAGAAGCUUUGGCUCGACGUUGCACCAGCAAGGAUAGGGGAACUAUAUAUGACCCUAUUUUGGGUAUUUGCUGUCACUUUUGCAGGCAAAAGAAAUUGUGUGGUGAAGAAGACUGUAAACGAUGUGGUGAUAUGGACAUGGAUCAACCUUGCUUAGGCAAGACAGAUUGUUCAAUUUGUCAUUCUAGCAAUGGUGUUCUUUGCCGAGGUUGUCUUAAGGUUCGAUAUGGUGAAGAACUGGAGGAUGUAAGAGCAAAUAAAGAAUGGAUAUGUCCUCAUUGUACUGAAGAAAAAGGCAUCAAUCCAUAUUGGAUAUGUAACAGCUCAUUGUGCCUAAAGAAGCGAAAGAUGGCUCCAACUGGGAUCGCCAUAUUCAGAGCUAGAGAGAUGGGAUACAAAUCAGUGGCACAUCUGUUAAUGGAUCAACUUCAGGGAGUAGUGAGGGGUAGAUGAUAAACUUCUUUUUGUGCAUAGUGUAAGCUCUUUUAGUAGGAUUAUAAGAGCUGCAUAGUAAGUUUAGCUUCAGAAUGUAAAGAUGAAUGUUAUGAAAGACCAAUCACCUGUUGCAAUUGCUUGGAUCCUCAUUCAAUUUGCUUAUGCCACUUCUCUUUUGAGCUUAUAUCUAAAGCAAGAUUUUUUGACGGA
Messenger RNA from Lycium barbarum (goji berry), 1176 nucleotides. RefSeq lists its product as uncharacterized. Gene Ontology annotation, cellular component: nucleus. The transcript has 8 exons. The record is from RefSeq and is a predicted model, not a curated record. Bases 154 to 984 code for a protein of 276 amino acids. Lineage: Eukaryota; Viridiplantae; Streptophyta; Magnoliopsida; Solanales; Solanaceae. Gene Ontology annotation, biological process: regulation of DNA-templated transcription.